This is a messenger RNA of Torulaspora delbrueckii, 1068 nucleotides long. It is a transcript of the gene RRD2, whose product is annotated as peptidylprolyl isomerase RRD2. The record is from RefSeq and is a predicted model, not a curated record. Lineage: Eukaryota; Fungi; Ascomycota; Saccharomycetes; Saccharomycetales; Saccharomycetaceae. Gene Ontology annotation, cellular component: cytoplasm; nucleus; protein phosphatase type 2A complex. Gene Ontology annotation, biological process: mitotic spindle organization. Gene Ontology annotation, molecular function: protein tyrosine phosphatase activator activity; peptidyl-prolyl cis-trans isomerase activity. The transcript has a single exon. The coding region runs from base 1 to 1068 and encodes 355 amino acids.
AUGAAAUUGCCUGAGAAGAGACUAUUGACUAAGGAUGAUAUGCAACUAUGGCAAAAUUGCCAGACAAAGAGUGAUCUUCUAAAGUUCUUAUGUGAACUGGCGGAUGCCGUCAAAGGUCUUGAGAACUCGCAGUACAGUCAACCCAUUGGUGGAUCCAUACAAUCUGUUGAGGCACUCAUAGAAUGUGUCGAUCAGUGCAUUGAGAAUCAUCCGGUUGAAUCUACUGGCCCAUCAAGGUUCGGCAAAGGCGAGUUUCGUGACCUUUAUGAUGAUAUUUCAGGCCGUUCUAGCGUGCUCAUCAAAGAAAAGUUUGGUUCUCUAACAGAUGAGCAAGUUGCUCAGCUCUCGGUCUACUUUAACGAAUCGUGGGGGGAUAAGAGUAGAAUUGAUUAUGGAUCGGGUCACGAAUUAAACUUUCUAUGUUUCCUUUAUGGGCUUUACCGCUGCGGAGUAUUUGACUUGGCUAAGGAUAAUAGAAAUUUGGUGCUUAUUGUAUUCAUGAAAUACCUUAAAACUAUGAGAGUAAUAGAGACUGUAUACUGGUUAGAGCCAGCGGGAUCUCAUGGUGUUUGGGGGCUCGAUGAUUACCACUUCUUACCUUUUCUCUUUGGAGCUUCUCAGCUAUCGACUCAUCGCCAUUUAAAGCCCAAGUCGAUUCACAAUCCUGAAGUAGUUGAAAUGUUCUCUGAGAAGUAUCUUUACUUCGGGUGCAUUGAUUUCAUAAAUUCUGUCAAGACGACAGCUUCAUUAAGGUGGCAUUCUCCUAUGUUAGAUGACAUAAGUGGUGUCAAGGAAUGGGCAAAAGUGUAUCAGGGUAUGGUUAAGAUGUAUGAUGCGGAAGUUCUCUGUAAACUUCCCAUUAUGCAACAUUUUUAUUUCAGUGAAUUCCUGCCCUGUCCUGAAGGAGUUUCACCGGCAAGGAAGCAUUCACACACCAAAGAAGAUUCCUGUUGUGGUCAUGAUGAGUUGCGCAAUACAUGGGGUGAUUGCUGCGGCAUCAAAAUUCCAAGUGCCAUUGCAGCGACCCAGAUGCAGAAGAAAAAUCACAAACCAAUUCCCUUCGAUUAA